AGCGCCGGAAAUCGACGUCACGACUCCGGUGCGAAAAUGGCGGCCGCCUGCGGAGGCGCUUCAGGGUUGGGCGCGCUGCUGCUGCUGCUGCGAGGCCGCCUUCUCCGGACGAGCCGGAACUACUCCGCUGGCUACUCGACCGCUCGGACGGCGGCCGGCGGCCGCGGCAAAGGUACUGCCGGGGCGGCCAGGCCCUCCCCCCCUGGCGGAAAGCCCCGAGGGGCAGCUCCGCGGGGGCGCUGCGACGGGAGAAGCCGGGCGGGACGGGGCAAGGGAGCGGCGCAAAUCCGGCGCGUUUCAGGAGGGCUUGUUUCCCUGGAAGUGGUGCGCGGGGGCUGCGAGAGGAAGACGCUUGCUGCCCUCUUGAAGCAGCAGCAGAAGCAAAGAACAACGGCCGCCUCUCCCCUCAUGAGCCCACCCUCAGAUCGUACCCCCUCCUUGAGGGGUCCAGAGGGUGGCAACACGAGGACGGGGCCUUCUCUGCAGUGGCUCCCCGUCUGUGGGAAGCUCUCCCCAGGGAAGUUCGCCUUCAUUAUACACCUUGAGGCGCCAGGCAAAAACGUUCCUUUUUCACCAGGCCCUGGGCUCAUUAAACAAUUUGUGCCUUUUGAAACGGGGGGCGGGGGCGGGGGUAUUGUUUUUGUUGUUGUCAUGCCUUAGACUUGGGUGUUUUUAUUCUGUAAACUGUUCUGUCAUCCUCUGAUGAAGGGCGGUAUAGAAAUUUAAUAAACAAACAGAUAAAUUUCACUAGCAAAACUUGUCCACCGUUAAAAGGAAAUAAGUGUCACUGAAAUUGAUGUGAUUUAUUUCAGAACUAAGGGGAAUUGAGACUUACUGAGUAGGAAUGUGGGUUCUUGAAGGGUCAGCAAUAGUGUAUAGGUUUUUAAAAAUACCUUUAAAGGAGACUAGAUGGAAUCUAGUGGGAGAGAAUUCCAAGCAGAAAGGGCUGAAGUAUAAGAUCUAGAAAAAGACUAGAAGCAUAGGAACAAGCAGUUGCAUAAGGAAAACCAGAACUAAGAAAUGGCAAGCCUGUGAAAGGGCAUAAGAGCCUUCCAAAUCCUGCAUCCUGUUGCAACUUUCAGAAAUCUACUACUCAGAGAAUACUGCCUGGAAAUGAAGGUUUCAAUUAGUCACCAUGGUAAAGCUAUUAUAGUAGACUUAACAAAAUUAAAUCUGUGCCUCCCUAUCUGCUAUGAAGGGUUUUUUAUGCUGAUGGUUUAAGUAUUACCGUAUUUUUCGCUCCAUAAGACGCACCUUUUCACUCCUAAAAAGUAAGGGGAAAUGUGUGUGCGUCUUAGGGAGCGAAUGCAGGGGGGAGGCAUGCAGGAAAAGCCCCCAAGAGCUGCACACAAGCUCCAUGCGGCUCUUGCGGGCUUUUCCCCAGGAGGGAGAAGGGACUGACGCGGCCAGUCAGUCCCUUCUCCCUCCUCGUAGAAAAGCCCUUAAAGGGUGUGCGGCUCCUGUGGGCUUUUGCGGGGGUAUUGCCAUAGCCGCGUGCAGCCCCUCCGGUAACUAAACCGUAAGAUUCUCUCUUCCAGCCUGUUAUUUGAAUAAUAGAAUUUGCACAUAUGCAGUAAUAUUAAAUAAAAUAAUAUAUUUUUCUGAAAUAUUAAUUUCCAUUAUAGGGGCAUUGGUACAAAGAGGAAGGACCUCACAAAAUGAUAAAUACCGGAGAGAGGUAAGAAACUCAGGAUGCAUGUGGAUUACAUUUUAAGCCUAUUGGAUCUUAUUCUGUUUCAGCAUACUGACAACUGUCAUUUCUUCCAAAUCUGUAACCCUGAAAUUAAAACUCUAUGAAAGAACUAGGAUUCUCACAAGCGCAGGUUUAACUAUGUAGUGUUGUGUUUAUUGUAGGCUUCCACCUACUAAGCAAGCACUUUUAAGUGUUAGUUACAUGUGAUAUACCACAAAAUAAAAUCAUUAAGUAAUUCAGAAAAGGCCCUCCAGAAAACAGUUUAUAUCAGUUCUUAUUCAGCUACAGCCAAAUAAUUACUAUAAAUGAAUUUUUGGCUAUGUGAAUUGCUUUGUCCUUGCUAAUAAGUUAGGUUGAGAGCUAGAAACUAGUCCAAGUCCAUGCUUUGACAUUUAUGGCUCAACAGGGAUUUGAGGCAGGAUUAAUCCAGUUGGAGUCUAAAACUCAUGUGUCAUAUUAUAUGACUCAUAUAAGGGGGGUGCGAGAACAUCUGUCUCGAAAAACUGAUCGAUGUUAAAGCAUAUCUUGUCAUAAAAAAUAGAAUUGUCUCACAUUUUAAACUUUAUUUUUGUUUGAAAUUUGCAUUAGGCUGCAACUCCCAGAACUGAGAAGAUGGAGGUUGAUCAGGAUUGGACUAGUGUGUACCCUGUUGCAGCUGCUUUUAAACCUUCCUGUGUGCCCCUUCCUCUUCGAAUGGGCUACCCAGUGAAAAGGGGUGUACCUCCAGUAAAAGAAGGGAACUUGGAACUCUUAAAGGUACAGUUGUAUCCUGCUAUUUCAAAGACACUGUUUUUUUCAGUGUAGAAUGUAGUUGAAGGAAACAGAUAUACAGUAUAGUAGUCUUGCCCUUUCAUCACAAGUUAUUUAUAUAUAAUUUUUUAUAUAUAUACUGUUAAUAAAAAACAAAUCAGAACAGUUCCCAACAAUUGUAUGUAAAACUGUGCCAUGAAAGUUAUUAAAAAGUUAAAAUCAGAAGUUAACCAAUUACUGUGAAAGGGUGUACUCUUAAUUGUCUGCACAAGCCUGAUGGAGUAGAAAAGUUUUCAACAGGUGUUUUAAAGUUGAAACAGAAGGCACCUACCAUAGUACUUGACUGAUGACACUAAAGUCUGUUUCUUGUCGUCAAAUGAGUCUUGCCAGCUUGGGGAAUGGCCAACAGUGUUCUUGCAGAUGAUGUCAGUAAUUGAGAUACCCUGGACCUUAGUUGUUUAAGACUUGCAAAUUAGUGCAAGGACCCUGAACCUGUCUCGGUAGUUGAUGGGUAGAAAGUGCAGAUGCUUCAACAAUUUUCUUAACCAGAAAACUGACCACGGCAUUCAACACCAGCUGGAGCUUCUCGACCCAAGCCCAAGGACAAUCUCACAUAGAGCGCAUUGCAGUAAUCCAGCCUUGAGGUUACCAAUGCAUGGUAACCAGUGGUCAAGCUAUACCUGGUGGACCAGAUGAAAUUGGUAAAAGGCACUCCUAGUCACAGAGGAUACUUGGGUCUCUAUUGACAGAUGUUCCCAGGAAUACCUCCAAGCUAUGCACUUGCUCCUUCAGAGGAAGUGCAACCCCAUCCAGAACAGGCCAAACAGGUAACCUGUCAUGCCUGUCUCCCAAACGUAGGAACAACACAACCAAAGAGCCUUCAUUUUCCAAGGAUUUGUGCCCAGUUUAGUGGUCAGACUAUUUUCAGACACCCAAUUCUGAGCUUUCACAGUCUCUCAUGGUUCAUAUGUUAUGGAGAAGUAGAGCAUACUGCUGACACCUUGCUCUAAAAUUCCUAAUGACCCCACAAUAUAGAUGUCAAAUUGCACUGUGGAAAGGAUAGUACCCUGUGGAACCCCAUAGCACAAUUGCUAGGGUUUGAGGAGCACUUACCCAGUGCUACUUUCUGAACACACCCCUGAAAAUACAAAAGCACUGUAAUAUGGUGCAUUCAGAACCCAUCUCACUAAAUUGGAUCAGGAGGAUGCCAUGAUCAGUGAUAUCAAAAGCUACUGACAGAUCGAGCAGAAGUAAGUCACAUUUCCCCCUGUCCCUGUACCAUUGAAGCGUGCAAUCUCCACAGCAUUUAACUGAAAUGGACUCCAUAUAUCUUUUCCUGAGGCUACGAGCCUUUACAGCAAGAGAGAUUAUUCCCUGCCCCAGUUGCAUAAUGUUAAGUGCCUUGUAACAGAAAGCUUCGCUCAUUUCCUUUGCUUUCCUAUUCUUAAUCUUCUUUCAAAAGGACUCUAAAUAGUUUACUUUAAUAUUGGUAUAAAGCUGUUAUUCAAUAAUGUCAAGGGGGGUACUGCAAUGCCACCCCACAAAUACAUACUCUGUCUUGGACUGCUGUGCCCUCAGAUUUCUAUAGUUGAACCAUUCCCUCUGUUCAAAACAGCUGAACCUAUUCUAUUUUCAAGGGGAAAUUCUGGGGUUUUUUUCAUAUCCAUAUUGGACUUUUAUACCUUCUGACCAAUGCACAGUCCUUGGGGAAAAAAGCAAGUUGUGUUAACUGUGCUUUUACAUAUAAAUUAACUGUUGUACAGUGGUACCUCGGGUUACAUAUGCUUCAGGUUACAGACUCCACUAACCCAGAAAUAGUGCUUCAGGUUAAGAACUUGGCUUCAGGAUGAGAACAGAAAUCGUGCUCCGGCAGCACGGCAGCAGCAGGAGGCCCCAUUAGGUAAAGUGGUGCUUCAGGUUAAGAACAGUUUCAGGUUAAGUACGGACCUCUGGAACGAAUUAAGUACUUAAGUAUUUUACUUACUGCUUAGCGAUACUGAAUGAAUCCUUUGUCCUCAUUUAGAUGUUUUACAUUAUGUAUUAGAUUUAGACUAUGAGUUACAUCUUGUUUCAGAUCCCCAAUUUUUUGCAUCUGACACCAGUUGCCAUCAGGAAGCACUGUGCUGCUCUUAAAGGUAAGUUUCAGAUCUCUUUCAUUGAUUAAAAAAUAGGUGGAAGGCAAUGCUAGCAGGCUAUUCUUUGUUCUCAGCACUUGACUUUUAUUUAAAAAAAGAGGUGAGGGUCGGGAAUUUGUAAACAGCUAUGCCUCUGAUUGGCAUAUUCACAUCAUAUUCCACUUUAAUUACUUGGAAAGGGAUGAAGUUCUUAAUACAUUUUUCUCAAAGUAGCUAUUGCCAGAUUGAUUGCUGUGAUCUUGCUCCCACUGCUCACUUUUCAGACUUCUGCACAGAGUGGCCAGCUGAUGUUGAUAAUGAUGAGAAAUGUAUGCAGCACUUUCCUAUUGAAGUUGACACAGUAGAUUACAUUUCAGCAGGCCCAUCUGUUCGCAAUCCUAAAGCAAGAGUGGUGACCCUAACAGUAAGUAAACUACAGAAGUAACUUCAUUUUUAACAUAGGGCUCUUAAAACAAGUUCAUUUGGUUUGAUUACAAAGCAGGCAGAAAUUAAACUUGCUGUUACUGCAAGACAGUGUACAAGAACUGUUUGCACUGAUGAAGUAAUUAACUUAAGAAAUGAAGAACCACCCAUUAGAAAUUGCUUCAUUUCUUGGCACAAAAUCCAGUAACAUCUAAUGGUAUUUGAUUUAAGUGCUGUAAGCUAAUGGUCAAGUUAGAUGCCUAUUUUGAAUAUAGAACAAAGCAUUAGGAGAGAGAGAUAAUGAAUCUAUAAGGCCAUAUUUUUUCCAGCCAUUUUUGUGUGUGAGGUCAUUCAUUUAAUAUUGUCCCAUCAGUAUUCAAGAUACUGCAGAAGCAGAAAUGACUUUGCCCAAGCCACUUAAUAUAAGUCAUCUUCCUGUGUUCCAGAGUCAAACUACUGCACCAUCUAGCUUAGUUUGUCCACACUGACUGCCAGCUGUUCUCCAGGUUCCAAACAGGAUGCCUUCCCAGCCUGGAGAUGAUGAAUACUGAACGUGGGACCUUUAGCUUGCAAGGAAGACACACUGCCACCACGCUGGCCCUUCCCCACUUAAAACCUAAAGCAGAGAAAAUGAGGGUUGGUGGAGGCUAGGAUUUGAGAAGCUUGGAGCACAUUUUGCUUUUGUAAAAAAAAGCCAUUUCAUUUGCAUUUUCAGUCAUCUCUAAAAUCACUUUGUAAGGUAGAUGGCAGUAUUUGUAUGACAAGAUACUGCUAAAAUCAUGUCCUACAAUCCAAGCCAAUGUUUUACUUUAUGCAGCUAACAGACUGUAUAAAAACCAUGUACUUUUUUUUAAGAAGUAUAUUUCGAAACAGGCUGCAUAUAAUGUUGAUUAUUAAACAUGCAGCAACCUGCCAUAUGGCUUUUCCUAGCACUUAUGAUCAAAUGAGACGUGAUUGUCCCGUCUUCUGGUGGUGUCCUGUUAAUCCUUUGUCAACAUAAUCUGCCGGGAGGAAUGGGACAGGGAGAGGUUUGAAGGUGAAAAGCAGAUGGUAUUGAGACUGUUUUGAAUGGGGGCCUGGACUGAUGAAGCUGUGUCGGCUAUACCAUUUCAAAUUGCAUGUGGGAUUUGCAUGAUGAAAUGCUCCAUACAAAAACAAACCCCUCCCUGUGCAUUUAAAAAAGCUUGUAUGGAACAAAGUAUCUAGUCUAGCCUUCUCUCUGAUAUGCUUGUCUUUUAUGACAGAGUGUGUUUAGAAUGGAGAAGCGUCCCAUUAUGUGUGCCUCCACCCUGCUCAAGUGAUAGGGCUCAGUUUCCCAGCCAUGUGUUUGCCACUCCAGUGAGACCUUGGUGACCUGGGAGGAUCUGUGUACAUCUAGUGUGUUGCAAAAUUGCCAUGACAGAAUCUGUAACGUUCAAAUGUUCAGAAAAUGGAUUUAUUUAAAUAUUUAACAUGGUCUACAAAAGAGAUGCGGGUGGUGCUGUGGGUUAAACCACAGAGCCUAGGACUUGCCGAUCAGAAGGUUAGUGGUUCGAAUCCCUAAGCAUUAAAAUAUCACACCUAAGCAUUAAAAUAUCACACCAAAAUAUGGUAUGUGCAUUAACUGCACCAUUUUUCAUAAGAUGUAGCACAUUGUGAGCCUGUCGCCUGAAUCUUGGGAGUAAAUCACAUUAAACCGAGCCGGGGUCAGGAGGAAAGAUGUGAACAUGAAGCCUCACAGAAACUAAACUUCGCUAACUUAAAUUUACUUGGGAGAUUGGUUAAAAAGAAGGUAAAAUUCUUCAAUCAUUGGGCAGCCCAAUUUGACUUGCUUUUGAUAGAACACAGUAAGUGCAGGUGGCGCUGUGGGUUAAACCACAGAGCCUAGGACUUGCCGAUCAGAAGGUCGCCGGUUCAAAUCCCUGCGACGGGGUGAGCUCCCGUUGCUCGGUCCCUGCUUCUGCCAACCUAGCAGUUCAAAAGCACAUCAAAGUACCUUCCCGGUGGGAAGGUAAACGGCUUUUCCGUGCGCUGUUCUGGUUUGCCAGAAGCGGCUUGGUCAUGCUGGCCACAUGACCAGGAAGCUGUACGCCAGCUCCCUCGGUCAAUAAAGCUAGAUGAGCGCUGGCAACCCCAGAGUCGGUCACGACUGGACCUAAUGGUCAGGGGUCCCUUUACCUUUACCUUUUAUGGUCUACAAAAUAGCAAACCAUCAAAUCCUAAAUGCAUAACCAAAUAAAAAGACACAUGAUACCAUCAGUCAGUAAACUGGCCCAUUACAUUCAACCUCAGCAAGGGCAAGUAAACUGGAGCAGCUAAAAAAAACACCUUCAAAAACUUAAGAGUUCUCAAAAUUUUCAGGAAGGGGGAAUCUUUUUCUGAAGCACCAGCAGGGAAGAGGUAGAAUUAACUUAACAGGAGGAAGUUCAAGAUACUUAGUGCCACUAUUAAAAAGCUCUUACACACACAAAUACACAUAAAAUUUCAAAGAACAAGUGGACUUGCAGCAAGAGCCCAAAGAAAAUCUUUAAUUUACACACACAUUCAUAUGAGGGAAGACAGUCCUUUAAGUUUUCCAAGACAAUCUAAGGCAGUGGUAACUAACUCUUCUCGGCUCAUCAGAUUUGCAGAUGACACCAAACUACAGUGGUGCCUCGCAAGACGAAAUUAAUUCGUUCCGCGAGUUUUGUCGUGUUGCGAUUUUUGUCGUCUUGCGAAGCACGGUGUCGGGAAAGUUUUGGAAAAGCUUCAAAAAUCACCAAAGUCUUUCAAAACCUCAAAAAAGGCUACCACACCGAGUUCUAUGAGUUGCUCCUCGAAGUCAAGUCGCAACUGUAUUAACGGUGUUAAGAAAAAGGAAACAAACUUGCAAGACGUUUCCGUCUUGCGAAGCAUGCCCAUAGGGAAAAUCGUCUUGCGAAGCAGCUCAAAAAACAAAAAACCCUUUCGUCUAGCGAGUUUUUUGUCUUGCGAGGCAUUCGUCUUGCGAGGUACCACUGUAGCUACUGCCACAGAAGAUAGAAUCUGGAUUCAAGUUGACCUUAACAAAUUGGAAAACUGGGCCAACAAAAUGGAUUUCAAUAGGGACAAAUGUAAGUUUCUGCACUUAGGCAGGAAGAACCAGAUGCACAAAUAUAAGAUGAAGGACAUUUGGCUAACUAGCAGUACAUGUGAAAAGGAUUUAGGGGUCCUGGUGGGCCACAAGCUUCAUAUGAGUCAGUAGUGUGAUGCAGCAGCAAACAUGUGAAUGCUAUUCUAGGCUGCAUCAAGAGAAGUCUGGUGUCCAGAUCAAGGGAAGGAUUAGUACCACUCUAUUCUGCCAUGGUCAGACCUCACCUAGACUCCUGCGUCCAGUUCUGGGUGCCACAAUUUAAGAGAGAUAUUCACAAGCUGGAAUGUGUGCAGAGGAAGGUGACCAAGCUGAUCAUGGGUCUGGAAACCAAGCCUUAUGAGGAAUGGUUGAGGGAGUUGGGUUGCUGCAACCUUUCUUCAUAGAUCAUUUUGGUUGCCCUUUUCUGAACCUUUUCCUACCCUCUAUCUAUACACCUGUUGACACUCAAAAGACACUCACACUCGUGAGACAGGACUUGUAGUCUUACUUAGCAUAGAACCUAACGAAAUGGUAGAAUUCUGAAUAGUACUACUUCAAACCACAGAGGUGGCAAGGAGCCUCAUUUUUUAAAACACCUGAAAUAAAAAGUUCCCUGAGUGUAGUAAACUAGUACUUUGGGAGAAGGCUGGGGUAAUGUGUCUUCCUGAUGUAGUAGUUUACUACAUUCAGGGAACGUUUUAUCUAGGGAAGCAUUCAAAAAUAUUAUUUUCCCCAGCUCAUACUUUCUCUUUGAAGUGGUAGUGUUCUGAAUUCUUCUGUGUAGCAAGUUUCUUUAGUCUUAACACAAUAUAGCAAACUAAAAUUGCACCUGCGCACUACUUUGAGCUUUUGUUAGUUUAACAUGUUCUUAAUCCUUUGCUUGAAGAUAGUUCUUACACUGAGCAGCUCAAGUCUGUUUUGAGUCACAAAAUUUAAUUUGUUCUUUAUUUAUUCUCCAGUUAGGAUUUUCUUCCUAGCACUUGGCUUUUUAAAAGCCUCUUAGUGCUCUUUCUGAGACUUUCAUCCCUUGGUUUUUCAACCCUUAAAUAUAAUAUUUGCUUUUUCCAUUAAGAUUCUUUACUGGCCUUGUUUCUGCUGAUUGAGAAAUAGUAGAAUGAGAUCCAAAUUUUCCUGUAGCUUAUUUCUAAGGAUUGUGUAGUACCUCAUGCUGGGGUACUGCAUGUCAGCAUAGUCUCAACUCUGAUUUUCAAAAAGGAAAGCAAUGGCUGUAACAACGUGCUGUAAAAUAUAUGGAGAUGCCUGAAUAAGGUUUCCAGUGACCUGGGUCAAGGUGUUACUGCUGUGCUUAGCCUUGUGCAUAGUGCCAGGACUAGCAAAAUCAGAAUAAAUGAUGAAAUUAAACAGAUGCCAGUCUCCUGGUUCUGUGCUCAACUUUUGAGGACUUCAAUCUAAAAGACACCUGUGAUGUAUUUUUGUGUGUGUGUGGUUUGCAUGAAGUCACCUGUUUGAGCUUGGGGCUAAUAUUAGGCCGUCGUAUUUGCGACCUGCAAAACUGAAUGCAGCAACAUCAUGUUUUUUGUGCAAUAACUCAUUGACCUUUCUUUUCUACCCUGGGGAUUGAACUUGCUAUCAACUUGCUAAGUGACUGAUUUCUCUCCAGGUUAAACUUUCAAGCCUCAACUUGGAUGAUCAUGCAAAGAAGAAGCUCAUUAAACUUGUAGGAGAAAGGUACUGCAAGGGCACAGAUACCCUUACCAUUACAACAGACAGGUAUCGUAACAUGAGAAAAUUGUCUAAUGUUGGUCAUAUGUAAGAUAGUCAAGACCCUAGCUGCUAAUAUCCAUUUCUGUCCUACUUACUGGGUAACUACUACAAGGACUCAAAAAAUAUUGUGCCAUAUUACAAAGAUCCUUGGUUAUAAUGACUCUUCUACUCUAAUCUGGCAAAGGCUUUAGCUAUCUUUGUUAGACCUCAUUUCUCCCAUUUCUUGCUUCAAAAUGCAAAUAAAUUAAUAUGAUUGACAUAGGUUUGUGUCCAAAGGUCAACACAUUUUGGAAGCUUGUUUGUGAGUGAACUAAAGUGCAGUUGUUUGUCUUGCUUCUUAUGAUACUCCUCCGGUCCCUGUGCUAUUCAGGAGAGGGCCUCCUGUGGAUAUGUUCUCAUUAGGAGGUCUGUUCUGCUUGCAUAGAAUCAUAGAAUCAUAGAGUUGGAAGAGACCACAAGGGCCAUCGAGUCCAACCCCCUGCCAAGCAGGAAACACCAUCAGAGCACUCCUGACAUAUGGUUGUCAAGCCUCUGCUUAAAGACCUCCAAAGACGGAGACUCCACCACACUCCUUGGCAGCAAAUUCCACUGUCGAACAGCUCUUACUGUCAGGAAGUUCUUCCUAAUGUUUAGGUGGAAUCUUCUUUCUUGUAGUUUGGAUCCAUUGCUCUGUGUCCGCUUCUCUGGAGCAGCAGAAAACAACCUUUCUCCCUCCUCUACGUGACAUCCUUUUAUAUAUUUGAACAUGGCUAUCAUAUCACCCCUUAACCUCCUCCAGGCUAAACAUGCCCAGCUCCCUUAGCCGUUCCUCAUAAGGCAUCGUUUCCAGGCCUUUGACCAUUUUGGUUGCCCUCCUCUGGACACGUUCCAGUUUGUCAGUGUCCUUCUUGAACUGUGGUGCCAGAACUGGACACAGUACUCCAGGUGAGGUCUGACCAGAGCAGAAUACAGUGGCACUAUUACUUCCCUUGAUCUAGAUGCUAUACUUGAUCUAGAUGCUAUAUAUUUGAACAUGGCUAUCAUAUCACCCCUUAACCUCCUCCAGGCUAAACAUGCCCAGCUCCCUUAGCCAUUCCUCAUAAGGCAUCGUUUCCAGGCCUUUGACCAUUUUGGUUGCCCUCCUCUGGACACGUUCCAGUUUGUCAGUGUCCUUCUUGAACUGUGGUGCCAGAACUGGACACAGUACUCCAGGUGAGGUCUGACCAGAGCAGAAUACAGUGGCACUAUUACUUCCCUUGAUCUAGAUGCUAUACUUGAUCUAGAUGCUAUAUAUUUGAACAUGGCUAUCAUAUCACCCCUUAACCUCCUCCAGGCUAAACAUGCCCAGCUCCCUUAGCCAUUCCUCAUAAGGCAUCGUUUCCAGGCCUUUGACCAUUUUGGUUGCCCUCCUCUGGACACGUUCCAGUUUGUCAGUGUCCUUCUUGAACUGUGGUGCCAGAACUGGACACAGUACUCCAGGUGAGGUCUGACCAGAGCAGAAUACAGUGGCACUAUUACCGUACUUCCCUUGAUCUAGAUGCUAUACUCCUAUUGAUGCAGCCCAGAAUUGCAUUGGCUUGCAGUAUUGCAGAAUUGCAGUAGGAGAGGGAUCUUUAGCGUGGCAGCAGCUCCCCUUUGGAACUUCCUCCCCUUACACAUGAGAUAGGCACUACCUCUGUUGUCUUUUGGGCACCUCCUGGAGAUCUCUUUUCAAAGUGAAUAUUUUCAGUGAAGAUUAUCCUAUCCUAUACAGUGAUGGGGGAAAGUAUUUGAUUCCCCUGCUAAAUUUGCCCGUUUGCCCUCUGACGAAGAAAUGACCAGUCCAUAAUUUUAAUGGUAGGUUUAUUGUAGCUGUGAGAGACAGAAUAACAAUAAGAAAAAACCCAGAAGACAAAAGUCUGAGAUUGAUGUGCAUUAUAAUGAGUGAAAUAAGUAUUUGAUCCCCUAUCAACCAGCCAGAUGUCAGGCUACCUGAUAUCUUCACUGUAUGUAAUGAGCUGAGAUUAGAAGCACCUGCUUCUAGGGAGAGGUUUUACCUGUAAUCCCAGCUCCUUACAGUACCUGUACAAAAGACACCUGUUGACAGAAGCAAGCAAUCCAGCAGAUUCCAAAGUAGCCACCAUGGACCAAAGAGCUGUCCAAGGAUGUCAGGGACAAGACUGUAGAUCUGCACAAGGCUGGACUGGGCUACAAGACUAUUGCCAAGCAGCUUGGUGAGAAGGUGGCAACAGUUGGUGCAAUAAUUUGCAAAUGGAAGAAACACAAAAUAACUGUCAACCUCUUGGGCUCCGUGCAAGAUCUCAUCUCGUGGAGUUGCAAUGAUCAGGAGAACGGUGAUGAAGCAGCCCAGAACUCCAUGGAGGGAAUUCGUCAAUGAUCUCAGGGCAGCUGGGACCAUAUUCAGCAUGGAAACAGCUGUUUUCAUUUUCAAAACAGCUGUCCCCUUGCUCAAGACAGCACAUGUACAGGCCCGUCUGCAGUUUGCCAAUGCACAUCUGAACGACCCAGAGGAGAACUGGGUGAAAGUGUUGUGGUCAGAUGAGACCAAAAUCGAGCUCUUUUUCAUCAACUCAACUCUCCGUGUUUGGAGGAGGAGGAAUGCUGCCUCCGACCCCAAGAACACCAUCAUCAAACAUGGAAAGAACUCCAUCAAACAUGGAGGGGGACAUAUUACGCUUUGGGGUGUUUUUCUGCUAGGGGGACAGGGCACCUUCACCGCAUCAAAGGGACGAUGGACAAGACCAUGUAUCAUCAAAUCUUGGGUGAGCACCUCCUUCCCUCAGCCAGGGCAUUGAAAAUGGGUCGAGGAUGGGUAUUCCAGCAUAACAAUGACCCAAAACACACAGCCAAGGCAACAAAGGAGUGGCUCAAGAAGAAGCCCAUUAAGGUCCUGGAGUGGCCUAGCCAGUCUCCAGACCUUAAUCCCAUCGAAUAUCUGUGGAGGGAGCUGAAGGUUCAAGUAGCUACACAUCAGCCUCGAAAUCUUACUGACUUGGAGAGGAUCUGCAAAGAGGAAUGGGACAAAAUACCUCCUGAGAUGUGUGCAAACCUGGUGGCCACCUACAAGAAACAUCUGAUCUCUGUAAUUGCCAACAAGGAUUUUGCCACCAAGUGCUAAGUCAUCUUUUGCAAAGGGAUCAAAUACUUAUUUCACUCAUUAUAAUGCACAUCAAUCUCAGACUUUUGUCUUCUGGGUUUUUUCCUAUUGUUAUUCUGUCUCUCACAGCUACAAUAAACCUACCAUUAAAAUUAUGGACUGGUCAUUUCUUCAUCAGAGGGCAAACGGGCAAAUUUAGCAGGGGAAUCAAAUACUUUCCCCCAUCACUGUAUAGGAUAGGAUAAUCUUCACUGAAAAUAUUCACUUUGAAAGGAGAUCUCCAGGAGGUGCCCAAAAGACAACAGAGGUGGUGCCUAUCUCAUAUGUAACGGGAGGAAGUUCCAAAGGGGAGCUGCUGCCACGCUAAAGGUCCCUCUCUUACUGCAAGCAGAACAGACCUCCUAAUGAGAACAUAUCCACAGGAGGCCCUCUCCUGAAUAGCACAGGGACCGGAGGAGUAACAUAAGAAGCAAGACACUGUAUCUAUUUUAGAUUUGACAUUGUUUUUCUAUAUUACAUUGUUUUAAUAUGUGUUUUUAUUGUUAAAUCUCUUAUUCAUUGGAAGCAAUUAAUGAAUAGUUCUUCAAACUAUUCAUUCUGUAGUUUCAAUUUAUAUUCAAAAAAAUGUAGAGUUUUAAAUUGUUAAAUAUUGGAGAGAUUAUACCAAAGACUUAGUUUUUCAUAUAUUUCAGGUGUCCUUUAAGAAGACAAAAUUAUGACUAUGGAGUGUACCUUCUGACAGUUUUAUUCCAUGAAUCAUGGGUAAGAAUUGAUGCAUGACAUUUGUGACAGCCAAGCUUGACUUAAAAUGUGUAACAUUUAUUUGAUUAGAUGUUGUUCACAAAUAAUAUGGCUUAUUUACAUUGAUGAUAGAGAGGAAUUAUUAGAACACCUAUAUUGAUGUGCUUGUGUGUUGGGUCAAAGCUAUUGUUUUCCACAGAUGGUAUGUUAAUACAGUGAAAAACUUUAUAUCUUUUUCAAACAUUGAGCAAAGUUCCAUCUUACAGGUCCUCUUUUUUAUGUGCACAGAUCAGUACAUGUUGAAUGCACCAGAACUGAAACGGGGGCAAGAAAGGGCAGCUGCUCAGUUGUAGAGUGUUUGCUUUUCAUGCAGGAAAUCCCAGGUUCAGUCCCCAGUAUCUCCAGGCUGGGCUGGGGAAGACUCUUGCCUGAAAUCCUGGAGCCUCUGCCAGUCAAUAUAGACAAUACUGAGGCCGAUUGACAAAUGGACUGUCUCAGUAUACGGCAAUUUCCUUUGAGUGGCCAACCUGUGGCCCUCAGCUGAAUCAGCUUUCAUCAUUCCUGGCCAUUGGCUACACUGGCUGGGGCUGGUGAGUCCAGCAGUAUCUGGAGGGUGGCAGACAAAUGACCCCUGCAGUGGGGCUUCCUGUCAAUUGAAAGCAGCCAGUGUCUGCUAAUCAGGAUUUGUUGUGCUUAUUUCUGUCUGAUAUGCACAGAUCUGAGGUAAGUGGUAAAGCAGUAGCUCUAGCUUAGUGUUGUACACAGACCAUGAGUGAGCCAACGUCUUGGGCCUCUCUCUCUCUAAGUAUAAUACCUGCCUUGGUGGUCUACGGGAUUACUACGGAAAUCAGUGUGGAGUGCUUAGAGCACUAAGAAGAAAAAUUAUGGCUGUUUCAACAGACAAUUUGCUUACCUAGUUUGUCAGAUGAAAUGAUGGCUAUUAGGGACAUUUAUGUUCCUGUGUUUGUCAACUUGGGAGUGGGCACAUCCCCAUCAGCCCCACCCUUAGUCUUUGUGCAGAGAAUGGGACCAUCUGUCAUAUGGAGCCUUCAAAGGUUUCCUCGCAUCCUGGAAACCCCAAUUAUGCUGAGUCAUGGGUUGUGCGGGAACCUUGGCAUGCACAGCUGCGCACACACAGUUUCCAUCCUAACAGGCAGAUGUGCUCUUUGUGCAAAGGUGAAGUGGAGCUCUUGGUGGAUCCCCACUCCCUGCUUCCAUGUUGACAAACAAAAUUAGCAUUGAUGACUGAACAGGUCUAUAGCAUUCAUGAAAAUUAGUGGCGGGGCAUCUGUACUAUGAUGUCCUCAGUGCUACACAGUCACUAAAUACAUUUUAAUCUGUUUAGGGCACUAUGGAAAAGCUGAGGUAGGAAGACUCUUGAUUCUGUUUCUUGCCCAGGUAAAUCUCCUCAGCAAUGGCCCACCUCUUCCCUCAGUAGUGCUUCAGCGAAAGGGAGAAGAGAUAUGGGGAUGAGGACGGUGACCUGAGGGAAUAAAUAGCAGCAUAUCAAUGGAGCUCCAGUGUGUUGUGCCACUUAGUUGAUAUGGGGCUCGGCCUCUGGAAGUCCUUUCACUUUACAUGAACAGUGUCUCCUGUCAGACACCCCAACACUCUUUCCUGCAGUACAUUGAAGGAGAAAAUAGGCUUUCUUUCAGUGCCAGCGUUUUAAUUGUUGAUCUUCUCACUAAGGUGCUCAGUAUUGAGAAGUCCUGGGAAACGGUGUUAACUGAUGUUAACUGUUUAACCGUACUUCCUUCAACUGAGGAAUUUUUAGAAACAUAAACACUAAUGCUUUAGUAUUUUGAAAACCUAUAAAGGUGGGUGAAGGUGAACUGUUCCCAAUUCAAUAGGUGUCUGUAGCCAUUCAGACACUGAUUCUAAGUAUGCUGGAAGCUCAAAGGGGUUAUUAAUUCCAGAUGAACACAUCUGUCCUUGACUCUAGCAUUACUCAGUGAUGGAAGACUUAGCCAUAUGAUAUUGCUUGUGUGAGUGCUUGGUGUGUAUUGAAUACACACAAGUCCUAUACCCUUUUAUUACCUUUCAACUUCCACAUAAAUACUUAAUAACCUCGUCAGUUGUAAUUGUCUUUGAUUUCAAUGAAAAAUGCAUGGCCUGCUGCAACACAUUGGAUUUUUUUUUCCAUGAACGGUUGAUCCCUCAGAAGGAAGCGUGUUCAGUAGCAUUUUUCGCAACUUCAUACAAGUGUUUCUUAAUCUUAAUUCUUAAUCUCUGAAAUUUUAAAAUGGCAGGGGGGAACUCAUCCCUUGGUAAGGACAUCAGUACUCUCAGUUUGUCAGCAAAAUAGGAUUUAAACAGAAUAAUCUGAAAGCAAGUAUGUUGGAUAGGAGCAUAGUUAAAUCCUUGAUUUACGUAGCUAUGAAACCCACUUUGUGAUCUUGGGGUAAAUUGGGGCCAAACUAGUCAAGACUGUAGGAUAUUUGUGAUCAGAUCUCCUAUGGGUUUUCUUAAAGCUUGAAAUCUAUUUUGGGUGCCCAAAUCAGAUCAAACAGAGAGCAGAGUUAACUCUUUUCCCCUGUGCUAUUUUUCUGAUCUAAAAUCUCCUUUCACACCCAAAGCUGCUAUCUAUCCAAGGGUGGAAAGCACACAGGCUACCAUAGAGAAUCAGCAUGUGAGGGAGAUGUGCUCUAGCUGUCCUUCUCCCUUGCUAUUUUUCUGUCUGAAGGGAAUCAUCUGUGGAGUUGCUCAGUCAUCUGAGCUGUAGUCUGAAGUGAUGCAUCCCAUGUGGUUGUGAGGAUAAAACAAGCUCUCCAUCUAGGCCAACCUGAGCUCUUUGGACAAAUAAUAAUUUCUCACACAUACACUAUUUACGUAAUCCUUCCAGCAACCCUCUUGGAGACUCCAAAUUAUCCCCAUGUUGAAAAUGUCGGACUGAGGCUGGCAGCAGCUUCUUCUAAGGCCAACCAGAGAGUUCAUGGCAAGAGCAAGAUCUGAAUAGGGGAGUCACUUCCCCAUUCACAUCUUAGUUUCUGAGCCAGUGUAGUGCAGAAGAGAAAGGCGUGGAUACAAACACAAGAUCGUAUCUAAUCUUAGAAAGAAAACGGAACAGUUUCAAUUCAGACAUAGGUCUGGUAAGAAUAGAUUUAAGAAUAUGUAGGUGUGGUAUCAAAGAUCUAAGACAACAUGAUGCAAUGGAUAGAGCCUUUCCAACUUGUUCCUCUCCCAUUGCUGUUAGUUCUGGAAAGCUUUGUUAGAUUAGUUUAAACGCUGUCCUUUACGAUGGAUGCACGACUAAAGAAAUUAAACUUUUCUGGAGUCUAUGGAUUAUCAAUGAUAGUUAAGUGGGAAUAACAGAGAGAGAGGCUGUUGUGGGUAUUGGCUUUGUUUUUCAUAGAACUGUAGAGUUGGAAGGGACUCCGAGAGUCAUCUAGUCCAGCCUCCUGCAAUGCAAGAAUCUCAACUGAAACAUCCCUGACACUUUCUAUUCUACACAUCCUGGUACUCAGUUCUGAUGUGGCUGUAGGUGAAAGUGAAAUACUUUCAAAAGAUAGAAAGGUAUUGCUGGGCGAGAACUGAGAAGAUUUGGGUCCUUUGUCCAAUCCUUUUAGUUAGCUAUGUGUGUAUUUUUAUUUUUGUCUUCUGUGUACCUUGUGUUGGGGCUUUCCCAAUUGAAUCUUUUCUGCAGCCACAUGCUUCCCUUUGGUCUGAAGGGGGCUUUUGCAUGCAGUCCUGUGAGCAUCCUUGGAACUCUCUGCACAGUAUAAUUAAUUAAUUAAUUACAUAAUUACAUAAUUAGAAACAGGAUUUCCAGUCCCAUAGGUGGGACACAUGUAGAAGCCCCCUUCAGACUUGCAUGUUCAACACAAAGUUUUGAAAGGAGGUGGUGUGCUGAGGGACGGUGAAGAGGUGGGGCUUGUUUCCUUUUAACCUUACUCAGUUUAAAUACCUGAAGAGGGCUGCAGUUUAAUAGUGAAUCUGAAAAAAAUAUGUGUUAAGGUGCUACUGUAACCAUAUAUAUCACCUUUCAGCUCUGUCACAAUCUCUAAAGUGAUGUACAACCUAAAAAAAAAAUAAUCCAAAAUAAAAACUCAGAACUUUAGCAAAGCAACAUGGAAGCUAUUAAAAUGUAAAACCAGAAAUGCUGCCAAUGCCUGUGGCACACAACUCUACACUUCACAUCUUAAUCAUGGUGCACCAAAGGCUUGGGAGAACAUAGGAGUCUUAAAUUUGCAUUGAAAUAUAGGCACCAUCAGUCAUAGAGGGAAUGGAAUUCCCUCUGGAAUUCCAUUCCAGAGAGUCUGGGAGCUGCAAUAAAAAAGACCUUGUCUUGACUUAGUAUCCCUUUUACUUCUAAGGGGGGAUGCCUCACCACAUUCUUCAUAUACAGAUAAGAUCUUAUGGAAGUUGGUAUUCCUUCUAAAAUGCCCCAGAUUUCAGGCUAUUUGGGGCUUUAGAAAGCAAAAACCAGCAUUUUGACCUAUGUUCGGAGAUAAACUGGCUGCUAGGGAAGAUUUUUAGAUGCUGGACAAAUGUGAUUGACUUUACAAAAUUAACAGGCAGAGACAUUUUGAACCUGCUGAAGGUUCUGAGCAAUAUGCAGAUGCAUCACUGAAUAAAACAUAGUAUGACCUGAUCAUGAUCAAAGCAUGGAAAACUUUGAAAGGAUCCAGUUUUCUCUGGGACAGCAAUAGUACAGCUGGAAAAGAUAAAUCAGGCCAUGUAUGCUGCUGCUCAGCAACCCACAAUAAGUCCAGAUCUGAAAGAACUCCCUCCCCUCAAGCGGCAUACCUGAUCUUUCCGAAUACGUGCAACUUCAUCCAUAGUAGACUGAAAGCAAAUUCCACAUAACCUAAUAAUAGUAUGACUACCUUGUCUGGUUUGAGCUUCAGUUCACUGGUCCCCAGCCAGACUGUUAGAGAUUCCAGGCGCCAGUGUUAUCCCCUGCCUUAUCUGGGUUAGAUGGAAAAGAAAGAGAAUUGGAUGUCAUUGGCAUACUAAUGAGACCUCACUCCAAACCUCCAAAUGACCUUGCUUGCAGUCUCAAGUAGAUCUGCCUUCCCCAAGCUGAUAUCCUCCACCUGCUUUGGACUACAGAUCGCAGCAUCCUUAACCAUUGGCCCUGCUAGGCAGAGCUAAUGGGAGUUGUAGUCCAAAAUGUCUGGUGGGCACCUGGUUGGGGAAAAGUGAUGUUAAACUAUGUUGGGAAAAAGAUGAAACUGUGAAAACUUACAGCAACUGUGGCAUGAAGUAUCAAACAACCCUCCAAAAGUUGCUUGCUAGAUAAAAAUGAAGUCACUAGAAAACAAUGCCUCCAGUUCCAACAGCAGGGAAACUUGAAGCUGUCAAAAACAGGACAACAGACUUGCCUGUAUGAGAGACUUACAGAGGAGCAGCUGGAACCACUCUAGGACAGUGUUAGAUACUUCCUGAUUUCACCUGCUAGGGCAGGUGCGGGCUUUCCUUGUCACGUGGGGCUACCUUUGAAGGUAACUUGGAAACUACAGCUAAUCCAGAAUGUGGCAGCUAGACUGGUGACUGGGAGUGGCUGCUGAGAUCAUAUAACACUGGUCUUAAAGGAUCUACACUGGCUCCCAGUAUGUUUCUGAGCACAAUCCAAAGUGUUGGUUCUGACCUUGAAAGCCCUAAACGGUCUCGGUCCUGUAUACCUGAAGGAGCAUCUCCACCCCCAUCGUUCUGCCUGGACACUGAGGUCCAGCUCCAACGUCCUUCUGGCGGUUCCCUCACUGCAAGAUGUGAGGUUACAGGGAAUCAGGCAGAGGGCCUUCUCAGUAGUGGUGCCCACCCUGUGGAACACCCAUCAGAUGUCAGGGAAAUAAACAGCUACAAUGGACGCUCAGGUUGCGAACGUGAUCCAUGCAGGAAGCACGUUCGCAACCUGCAGCGCCGCGUCUCGGCACGCACAGGUUGUGAUUCAGCACUUAUGCCCAAAGCACGAUUUAGAGCUUUGCGCAAGCGCCGAAACCCGGAAGUAACCUGUUCCGGUACUCCGGGUUCGGCGCAGUGCACAACCCGAAAUCGCGCAACCCAAAGCAUCUGUAACCCAAGGUAUGACACUAUCUGACUUGUAGAAGACAUCUGAAGGCAGCCCUGUAUGGGAAAAUUUUUAUGUGUGAUGUUUUAUUAUGUUUUUAUAUGUGUUCGAAGCCAUGCUUUGUGACUGGGGCAACCCUGCUGGAUCAGAACAGAGGCUCAUCUAGUCCAGCUUCCUGUUUUCACAAUGGCCCCACUUGAGUAUUGGAUGCCCGAAAGCAGGUCGUGUCUGGUAGUGCUGAUAUACAGGCUGCUCUUCUGUUAUUUUGUCACGUUUUUAUUCCACUCAUCCUGCAAGAAGUUCCUUGUGUAUGGCUGCUUCCAAUUUAACAUCCCAACAAACCUGUGAGAUUAAACCAGGCUGGGAAGGUGAUUUGUUGGAGGUCACCCAUUUGUCCUAUGGCUGAAUAGGAAUUUGACUUCAGGUGACCCGUGGCUCCCAGCUGCUGCACCUCACAUCAGCAUCCUGUCGAGAAACCACAUUGGGCAGUGAUAAGGGUUCCUGCGGAGCUUCCGUGUGGCUUUUGUUUUUUUUCUUUUCUGCCAUGUACUAAUUCCCUGGAGAGUUCUUGUUGGAUUCGUGCUGUGGCACUGAAUUUCUCCAUAUGCCAAAACUUAAAGUGUUGGUGGUUUGCUGCCACCCAGUGGCAAAACAAACAUUUCCCAUUUGCAGAGAUUACUAAAUAUGCCGCAUGUUCUUAAUGUACAGUGAAUGGGUGCAGAAUAACAGAGAUAUUCUCAGAUAGCUACCAGGUCAUUGUCUUAGCUCUUCCUAUAAAGUUGCAUACUCGUGUAGGAAGUAACUAUGUGCAAGCACAGUUCAAGGGUGUGGCCCACACAUAGUGGUCAUAAUGGCUCCAUGGAAAGCUUUUGACUUGAACAUAGUUUUUCAAUCUUUAAUUGGUAAUCUACUAAGGCAUUAGUUCGGGGGCUAUGGGCAUUAAGGUCAUACCUAGUUUUGUGAUGAUUUUGGUUCUGGCAUGUUCCUGCAGGUCAGAAGCAAUGGCUGAAGGUUAUUCUCAGCUAUGUUUUAGAACUCCCCACUGAAGGCCCCACCAACAGCCUAAUCUUUUAUAAUUGAUACAUCUAUCUUGAGCUGGGCUCAACUCAAUAUUAAGUUGAGAAUGGGUGAGGAAAUUUUAGCAAUUUUCUGCUAUGAGCGGUUUUUGUUACCAACCCUUAGGAACAGGGUGGGAUCUAAAUUUAAAACAACAAAAAAUUCAGCGAGUUAAUGCAUAUUUGGUCAAUUGGCUGUUUCCAAGAUAACUGAUCAGUUAAUUUUUCAGCUAAUAAGUAUGCUUUAUUGAGAUAGCUAUAGAUAGUUGUGAUAUGUUUAAUGCAUCUGUUUUUUCAGAAGGAAAACCUUUUAUAGAUGUCCUUACCUAAAUAUAAGUGUGUGCAAUGGUGUGGAGGCAGGAUGCAGUAACAACUGAGUAUACAAACAUUUCCGUUUUGAAAAAGACCAGUGGAUUUUAUCUCACUUUCAGGGAGUGCAUCCCCUUUGUCUUUUUCUGUGAGAAACCCCUGUUUGGUUGUCAUAGAAUCCCAGCAUUUUGCAAAGGAUUCUAGAGUGCACACAUUUCCACAGAGCCUUGACCAGGACUUUUACACCUCUGCACGAAUGGAGUGUGCAUCCUUUUGGCUGCACAUCAUGAUUAAUGGUCACACAAGAGAGCUUGUCUACCAUUAAUGCCCUUCUAAGUGAGAAACUUCUAAAAAGCUUCCAAGGAACACCAGGUUACCUGAAACGCUAUUCCUAGAGGCUCUAGGCCACUGAGUACUAUGACUGUGGUAUUAAAUUUAGUCCUUCACCCUUUCCACUAAAAACUUAUUUUUCCUUUCAGAAAACAGAAGAGUGGGAAAAAGAAAAGACGGAGGCUGACAUGGAGGAAUACAUCUGGGAGAACAGUGCCUCUGAGAAGAAUGCUUUGGAGACACUGGUUCGAAUACGAGCAGGUGACAAAACUGAAGAAGUCAGUAGGCAGGAGCUUCUUGCCUCACAAAAAAUUCUGGCCUACAGAAAGUCGGUGGUUGAAUUGAAAAAUGAAGGAGAAACAGAUAAGAACCUUUCUGAGUAUAAAAACUCUGUCAGGAGACUACUAAACAUGAGUGAGUUGCAGUAAAGAGAACUCUUUCAGGCAUCACAGGCCUAUGAAGAUGUACAUCAUAAAGUUCAGUGGAUCUAAUUUAAACCUUCAUACUUUCAGCCUGCAUUUCCUCCAAAUAAAAAGACACUAUCCCAGAGCACUGACCAGCUUGACCACAGUUACUCUGUCUUCUCUUCUCCAGUAGUUAGAUGUUCAAGGGAUCAGCAGGAUUGCAUUCACCCUGCAAAUAAUCUGCAGUUGUGUAGCUUUCAUGGAAGCCUUAUUUCAGCCGUACAUGUCUAUAACUGCAUAUAGAACAUAGAAUCAGAGAGCUGGAAGGGAACCUGAGGAUCAUCUAGUCCAACCCCCUGCAAUGCAGGAAUAUGCAGCUGUUCCUUAUGUGGAUGGAACCUGCAACCUUGGCGUUAUCAGCACCACGCUCCAACCAACUGAAAUGAAAACCUGUGCAAAAGCCUAAAGCCCAGGGUGGUGGGAGGUGGAGUGGGAAUUUCAAUGCCCACUGAUUUAGUGAUCAGUGUUACACUGGAUCCUGUCAGAAAAUAAAAGCACAAUAGCUGUCUUUCCUGGAAAGCCUUUAAAACCACACACACACAUACAAUUUUGGGGAGGUUUCAGUUGCUGUAUCUGGCAAGAAUUGCAGAAGCGUUUUUCUCUAAGCAGAGGGAAAGGCAGUGUUAAACUGGCACAGACAUUUUUUGCAGGUAAAAUGUGGCUGCUGUAUUCUCAGGUCUUUGUCUUGAGAGCAUGUUGUGGCGGAUUAUGUUCCAAGGACUGUAUUUUUAUCUUUUGAAACAAGCUGCUGCUUUCUGCGUUUAAGUUAAGCAGCAGAAAGCCACCAUCUCCCCAGUGACAAAGAUCAAUUUUAGGGGCUGAAACUACCAGGACAGGGUUGCCAAUGGCUUUGGGGAAAUGGCACCUGCAACUCUCUAAAUCACUAAUAAAGACAUGGGAAGUUGCCCAUGGCCUAAUUCAGUUUAUAUAUAUAUAUAGUGUAAAUAAAUUUUUAUUAGUUUUUCACAGUUACAUUUUUACAAAUAAAAACAAGCCUUUUCUUUGAGAUUCUUUAAAUCUCUGGACUUCCCUCCAUACCCCCUUCUGGUUCCUUAUAUUAACCAAUUUCUUCUGCAUAUCCAUUCUUAAACUUUUUCCAUUAUUAUUUCCCUUAAGUCUAAUUUUCUACUGGUUGCAAACAUUUACUUAAAACCCUGCCAAUGUAUGAACUUGUUUACAGUAUUUUUGCACAGAAACAACGAAUGAUUCCCACUCUUUUUAAAAUUUCUUGUUAUUGUAGUCUUUGAGCUUUACCGUUAAUUUUGCCAUUUCUGCAUGGUGCAUUAGCUUGAUCUGCCAUUCUUCUUUUGUCGGUGUCUUUUCUUCCUUCCAUCUCUGGGCUAACAAUAUUCGGGUGGCUGUUGUAGUGCACAUAAAAAUUUUCUUCUGUUCUUUAGGUAGUUCAGUUCCUAUCGACCCUAAUAAGAAAGCUUCUGGUUUUUUAACAAAAGUUAUUUUAAACAUUUUCUGCAGCUCAUUAUAGAUCAUUUCCCAGAAGCUUUUAAUAACCUUACAUUCCCACCACAUAUGAUAGAACGUACCCUCCUUUUCUCUGCAUUUCCAACACUUAUUGGAACUUGUUCUAUACAUUUUAGCAAGUUUUACCAGAGUUAAGUACCAUUAGUACAUCAUUUUCAUAUAGUUCCCUUUAAGUGAGAAACGUGCAGUAAUUUUCAAGUCCGUCCUCCAACGCCUUUCCCAAUCACUCAUUUGUAUAUUAUGUCUCACAUCCUUUGCCCAUUUUAUCAUUACACACUUAACCUCUUCCUUUUUGGUUUCCCAUUCCAACAGCAAAUUACACAUUUUCGACAGUAAUUUUGUAUUCUACAUUUCUCUUUGAACUAUUGAUAUUGUGUAGCUAAAACCUUUCUUUUUAUCAUUUUUAAAUUUUUCAUUUAUUUGAAAAUACUGUAAUCAAUCUGUUACCUUCUCUCUAAUUUCCUCAAAUUCUUUUAACUGUAAUUGGUUAUCCACUUCUGUUACCAGCUCUCUAAAUGUUGGGCAUUUAGUCCUCAUAUUUACCUUUUCUAAAGAUACUGCUUCUACUGGGGAUAUCCACCCUGGUGUUUUUUGUUCUAUUAAAUCUUUAUAUCUCUCCCAUACCUUAAAAAUCACAUCUUUUGUUAUAUGAUUAUGAAAUCCUUUGUGGAUUUUUGCUUUCUGAUACCGUAUAUAUGCAUGCCAACCAAGUCUAACAGGUCUGUAUUCUCUAAUUUAAUCCAACCCCGAAUCCAGAAAAUGCAGGUUGCUUCAAAGUAUAAUUUUAAAUCUGGUAGAGAGAAACCUCUGUCUUUAAUGUCAGUAAGAAGUUUGUAUUUUAUUCUCGGUUUCUUUGCUUUCCAGAUAAAUCUUGGAAUAUGCUUUUGCCAUUCUUUGAAGCAGCUCACAUUGCUUAUCACCGGGAUUGACUGAAAUAAGAGUAACAUUUUUGGCAAUACGUUCUUUUUAAUUACUGAAAUUCUUCCUAAAAGUGACAAAUUCGUCCUUCCCUAGAUCUCUAAGUUCCUUUUUAUUUCUUUCCAAACUCUUUCAUAAUUAACUUUAAAUAUAUUAAUAUUCUAAGCUGUCAACCAUAUUCCCAAAUAUUUAACUUUUUUGUGAACCUCUAUUUCUAACUUCUGCUGAAUCUUUUUCUUGUCUUGCUCUGAGACAUUUUUCACUAAGUUUAGUUUUAUUUUUAUUUAGUUUUAAACCUGCCACCAGUCCAAAAUCCUGUAUUUUUUAUAAGACUUUGGGAAAUGUGCUGUUUGGAUCUCCCACUGUUAUUAUAUCUGCAUACGCUUUCAGCUUGUAUGCUUUAUUUCCUACACUGACCAGCAGUGGCUCUCCAGCAUUGUAGGUAGGGCUUUGUAGUGCUACCUGGAGAUGCUGGAAUUGAACCUGUGAGCAUCUGCAUGGCUGCUAGCACUGAGCAAUGGCCCUUCCCUUUCAUCCUUACCUCUUGAUCCCUGCUGCUUUACAAUAAAAUUAACCAAACACACAUAUCUGAGAGCAGGACUUGUAUGUAUGUCUUCUCUUUGGAUUUGAGGCCCUUCGAAGAUAGUGUACUGAGAAUGCAAACUACCCUUAAGUAAGCAAAAUUCCAGCUCUGGUUGCUUCAAACUUUUUAAAAGAUUUUGCAUGGACAAGGGCCAUUUUCACAUGGAGAAAAUACAACCUAAAUGUGGGACUGCUUUUGAAAUGGCAAUUAUAUCCUGCAUUACCCUUCCCUACCAUCACUUCCAAUCACAUGAAGAACAAGUUGCCUUGUACGCUGCGUUUUUCCUACCACCAUUCCACAUAAUAGACUGCCAUUGGCUUGAACGGGGACAUUUUCAGAAUGUCAGCAUACACACUAAAACAUGCAGAUGUAAAAUUACUUGGGGGGGAUUUUAUGCUUUGAUAAAGGUGCAGGAUAUUAAAAAGCUCGCUGCAUACUAGUUCUGGUAGACAUUGCAUGUGCACUAUGGAAAAGGUAGCGAAGCAGAGAAGAAAUAGAGAGUAAGUUGAUCCUUGGGCUGCAAGAAGCAAGUACUUCCGGCCUUGAGUAUCACAGUUCCUCGUCUGCUUGCAAACAUGAGAGUGUGAGAGUAGGGGCUGAAAAGGAGUUGUAGCCUGGAGACGUGUCCGAUUCCCAGGUGGGGUGGGUGAGUGUGGGGCUGGGGUUUCUCACACACAGAUAAAAUACAACACCACAGUCUCUUACAAUUGCAACAUAGGGAUAAGUGUGCAAAAGAUUGGUGAACGUGCCCAAAGUGACAUAUAAAUUCUAAGAAUUACUUGAUAUUAGUGUUCAUAUUGAGUCUUGGUAUCUUCUUUCUUUGGCGAUCACUCGUAGCCGAGUAAGAUUGUCUUCCAUAAACACGGUUUUAACAAUGAGUCCGUACUGCAAUGAGGAACCUCUGGCCCAUGCAACUAAUCUGGCUGAUGCAUAUUCUCUAAACUGCAUUCACCUGCCUGCCUAACACUUGGUGCUAUAUGUAAAACCAGGUGCGGGGCAGGUAAAUACGAGGCUGAGAUUGGCUGAGUUGCACUGAGCUCUUCUUCAAAGGAGUUUGUUCUCGGCAUCCAUCAUCUGAUGGGUGGUGAGAGACACCCCCUUUGCCUGUUUGCAGACAGGCAUGGUAUAGAACCGAACCUUGCCUGGAAAAUGGACAUUUUUUUCUUUUAAGUCUAAGAGGGGAAACUUCCAUUUGCAGAAUAGUUUGAAUCCAAACCAUCAGCAAACAGACUUCAAAGGGGCUACCACUCACUUUGAAGUUAUCAUAGAAUCAUAGAGUUGGAAGAGACCACAAGGGCCAUCGAGUCCAACCCCCUGCCAAGCAGGAAACACCAUCAGAGCACUCCUGACAUAUCACCUAAUGUCAUAAUGACAUCAAGUAAUUGACAGCUGGUGGCCCUAAUGGCCUGUAAGGGUUGGUGGAGAAAGGAGACAGCUUGCAUACUGGAAAAGUUUCCCGACCAGUCUAUGUGGUUUUGUAUGGAGAAAGGACUCUUAAUGAAAGGUGUAUUUAAACCCUGUUAGAAUUGAAGCAUUAUAAUCAAGAAAAGCAGAUGUAUCUCCGAUCUAGUUUAAUGGCAAAGUACUCAAAAUACCUAUAAUCAGUCCCAAACACAUAUCAAUGAGUCUUCUGAGUGGAGAUGUAUAGGAUUGCAGAGUUCUCUUUUCUUCUCUUACAUAUUCAUCAUCUAGCCUUCACUUUGUCUCUAGAUUUGGAAUAUUUACCAUUAAAAGCUAUUUUUAACCAUAGUG
Molecule: messenger RNA, 26492 nt
Organism: Podarcis lilfordi (Lilford's wall lizard)
Lineage: Eukaryota; Metazoa; Chordata; Lepidosauria; Squamata; Lacertidae
Source: the annotation of a GenBank genome assembly